Messenger RNA from Megalops cyprinoides (Indo-Pacific tarpon), 4456 nucleotides. RefSeq names its product sodium channel, voltage-gated, type III, beta (gene scn3b). The transcript has 6 exons. The record is from RefSeq and is a predicted model, not a curated record. Gene Ontology annotation, biological process: sodium ion transport; regulation of heart rate by cardiac conduction; ventricular cardiac muscle cell action potential. Gene Ontology annotation, molecular function: sodium channel regulator activity. Bases 310 to 1017 code for a protein of 235 amino acids. NCBI's taxonomy places the organism in Eukaryota, Metazoa, Chordata, Actinopteri, Elopiformes, Megalopidae. Gene Ontology annotation, cellular component: voltage-gated sodium channel complex.
UUGGUGUGUUUUAUUUCUGCAGAGCGGCUUUCAGCGCGCAGCGCUGUGCUGUAAAUGAAAGCGGUAGCGUGUCCCUCUGAAGGUAGGCGAGAGAUUUCCUCUGGCCUCAGCUCGCACUAUUCCUGUCACUCUGCUCACUUUCCCUGACAAAGGAACAGCUGCACCUGAGCUGGCAGUGCUUACAGUAGCACAGAGGAGCCGGUUCACGCAGGGACGGAGGGCCGGGGAGCCGGGGACGUGAGCCGGGACACCUGUGGAGGGAAAUCGCGGGGCGCGCAGGGUGAACUCCUCGGCUUUUCCUUCAGCCAAAUGCCCUCACCACCCUGGAGACCCAGCCCACGAGGCUUUUCACUCCCAAGAACUCCGAAAAAGAUGAUACAGACGAGGAUCCUCUUACAGUUCCUCCCCUUUUUGAUUUUAGUAGUGCAGGUGAGCAGGCCGGUGUGCGUGGAGGUGCCAUCCGAAACAGAGGCGGUUCUGGGAAACCCCACGAAGCUCACCUGCAUCUCCUGCAUGAUGAGGGAGGAGGUGAAUGCGGAGACGCGGGUGGACUGGUACUACGUCUCUCCCAAAGGUGAAGACAUCCCGAUCUACCUGUACGAUGGACAGCCGCAGGAGGUGGAGGGCCCCUGGAAGGGCCGUCUGCUGUGGAAUGGCAGCAAAGACCUGCAGGACGUGUCCAUCAGCAUCAUCAACGUCACGCUCAACGACACAGGCACCUACAGGUGUGAGGUCUUCCGCAAGUUUAACUUUGACUUCUACACACCCUCAUUCACUUACUUCAAGACCAUCAAUCUGGAGGUGCACAAGGAAGCCAUUGAAGACACGACCGCCCUGUACUCCGAGAUCAUGAUGUACGUUCUGCUCGUGUUCCUCACCUUCUGGCUCCUGGUGGAGAUGAUUUACUGCUACAGGAAGAUAUCCAAGUCUGACGAGCAAGCGCAGGACAACGCGACAGACUACCUAGCCAUUCCGUCUGAAAAUAAAGAAACCCUGGGCGCUCCAGUAACGGAAUAAAAGUGAUUAUCUCACACGACAACGGUAUUUUACAAUUUACCUCUCAAUUCAGUCUUCAGUCAACAGCAUCACCCUCCCCUCCUGCCCAUCGUGACUGUGCCUAACAGCCCCAUUCCCAUGGUUUUAUUUCUCCAUAAACGUCCCUGACUCUAACACCUCCCGGUUACCCCUCUCCUCCAUCCACAUCCCCCUGCCCCAGCUCUCCUCUCUGUUCUUCCUCCCUUCUGUGAUGUCCUCUAAGCCUGCCAGUAAUGCUUUCAGACUCUAGGGGCCAGGAUGACGGACCACACGCAGGCCGAAUCGAAAGGGAGGCGGUGAGGAGUUGUGUGUUUUGGUCAGAGUGGAUGGAGACUUGCUGCUGUUGGGAGUGUUUCCACUGAAGCUAAAAGUUGUGCAGUGAAAAUUGUGAACAUUACGGGCUGAGACCUGUCGUUGUUUUACUUUUCGGUCCCCGGUGACCAGUGUAUCUGCAGCGUUCUGAUUGGCCCAGCAGUGGAGAGCUUUGGUACUGCCUUGUCUCUUUGCACUGCUUGGGGCAGUGUAUUCGGAUUUGCAGGCAAUUUAUUUGUUUCACUUUGAUUGCUCCACUUGUUCACCCUGGGAGCACUAAAACUCUUUUUGGCAAGUUGCACUGGCAGAAUGUGCAGUCAUUUAAAUCCCCCCAGAGCCCUGGACUUACUGGACCGGAUUUAUUCUUAUUUAUUGCUUCAAAUAUUAAUAAUUUAUAACAGUUCAGGGAAUCACUGGUCUAAAUAGACAAAUACCAUUAUAGUGCAAUAGUGCAUUAGUCUAGUGUACUGUGGGAAUUCUUUAUAAUCAGCAUUUAAUUCUACGGCAUGAUUCAGUCUCAUGUUCAGAUUAAUGCAUUGUAGUCUUUCAAGGAUGGAAUUUUUAGGAAAGGACAGUAAACUAAAACACACAUCAUUAUUUCUCUCCACACACAAACACAUACAAACACACACACACAAUAAUGAUAACGGUGCGACACAACACCAUUUCAGAGACUGACGGUUAAAAUGAAGGUAGACUUAUGACCCCAACACUGUUUGCUUGGGUAGAAUGCUUUACGUAGAGAGAUAUCCCACAGCAUGCUCUUUAUUUCCACAGAGACUCCACUUUGACUGACACCAUGUCUCUAAAAAAGUCCCAACAGAAACUUAUCCUAUCAGUUGCUUAUCACCAAACUCACUCCCUAAAGACAUUCUAUUGGCUAUUUGGGCACCAUCCAUUCAGAAGGUAUUAUGAAAGCUUUUCACAUUCUGUUCUUUACAACAGAAUGGGGAUCAGUAGCUUGACUGAUGGGGGGGGGUUAUUUAGCUAUCCAAGGAGGGUAAAUAGGCAUUAGUGUCAGCAGAAGCUCCAGUGUUCUGGGCACAACACAUGUAGUGCAGGCUGCAACGUACAAUUUUAGUUGAAAAUAUCAUUGCCGUUCUCUUUUGACUGAACUGCAAGGAUAUUUGUUUUUACUAGGUACAAGCAUCUCCUUGGGUGUGACAUUGAGUGUCUUGAGUUAGACUUUUUGUUGAGUGAUUUAUUCUCACUCCUUUAAGCCUCCCCCCCUUACUUUCAGACAGCUGUGCUACAGAGCACAAAGAAAACAGACUUAAUUAUAAUAAUAACAGACAUAAUAAUAAUAAUAAUAGUAGUAAUAAUAAUUUUUGUCUUCAAAACAAGAUUAUUGUCAUAAUUAUGUUUACGUUUAUUGUCAGGGGCUUCUGUUUGCUGUGGUGUUUUUGACUGGUAAUACUCAGUAUUAAUGAAGGUAUAAUCUGUAUGAAACUGAUAGCACUCAGUAUUAAUGAAGGUAUAAUCUGUAUGAAACUGAUAACACUCAGUAUUAAUGAAGGUAUAAUCUGUAUGAAACUGAUAACACAGCUUGAAACUGAGGUUUUUAGGACAGUUUGGGGAGUGUGUUCUGUGUCCAUCGUUGCUUUAUUGGUCCCCUGUUGGAGGCCUUCUGUUUAUUGUAAAAAUAGCAACAGUAUGUUUAAUGAGAUCUAUAAUAUGUAAGCAAAACAUUGUACACGGGUAACUCAGGUGUCAUGUGAUCAGCGGGUUAUAGACUGGAGAGCUGAAAGAAGACAUCAGGACAUCCAUUAGAGAAGAGUGGCUGUGAGAUUGGCUGAAGGUCCUGUGAAGAAAACAAGGUGAAGAACAUCUCUUUCCCUUCUCUGUUUCAGGUACUGACCCAUCCCUAAGCCGUGCUUCAUUGGCAUAAGGCAGAAACAGGCUGAGCAAGCAGCAAAGGUGUCAAAUUCUGCUCUCGGCACCUGAAUCCCCGCUGUCUGUGUGGCGUGUCUGUGCAGAGAACGUUGUCAGUGAUCGGUCCCGAGUCUCCCCUCUCCUGUCACGUCCUUGUGAAGUGCUUUCGUGACCUGAAUAUGGCUGCCGUGUGCCUAUGCCGCAGCCAGCCACAGCACACUAAGAAACGUGCUGACAUGUUCUGUCGAUAUAGAGCAAUUAAAUAAACUUUGGAAACCUUAGAGUUGAAUCAGAACCUUAACCCUACCACAAGUCAUAGAGGCACAGCUGUGUUAGUGCUGGAAGUGGAGUUGAUUCUUCCUGAAGCUGUCAACAGCAUUUAGUUGGUAAAUUUUGAUAAGCUAUCGGGUCAAAGUUCUGAUUUAACCUGAUCCUUGCCUUCUCCUUCUUGCUUUCUACAUAAAAGUUUAUUGCAUACUGUAGCUGUUUUUAAUUGGCUGGUAAUUUUUCUAUUAACUGAGACUGCAAUAAUUAUUAUAGCUGAACCUGAGAGAAUGAUAGCAUUUUGUUUCAGCACUAACUGUCUGCUCCUAAGACUAUAUGUCUGAAUUGACUGUUGGAAGCUGAGGCUUAUCUAAUAUUUUUUAGCUUUGGCCUGUCUGUUCAAGCCUUUCAGCAGUAUGGUUCAUUUUUCCACUCAUUCGGCGCUACAGAGCACCUGCUGAAUACUCUGUACGUGUCCCAUCUCUGUGCCCUUCAACUGUGAAGCUCCAGUUUGCAGUGCAAUAUGAAAGGCUGGUUUGAGGAGCAGCUGUGCCAGUCACAUCCAGAGAGAGUAAAGCAGAAUGCUGGCCUGUCAGACAGUUUCCUUCACCUCGGCUCCUGUCCCCACGGAAUGAUGCUCCCCGCUGCAAGAACGCAUUCCUGUUAAAAUCACAAAAUUCAAACGGGACACUGUCAGAUUCUGCAGGGGGGGCGGAGGGGGUUGGGAUAUUUCUGCUGUUCUGCAAGUAUCAUGGGACACCCCAAUGCUGCCGUUAAUGACUACCACCUGAUAACCGCAUUUCUUCUGCAUCCAUUUUUAGCAGGGUGUUUUCCAUACUUUGUGCUUACUUCAGUUUAUACAAUAAGAAGUGUUAUGCAAAGUGUUUUUUUUUUGUUUUCUAAUUUUAUAUCAAAUAUCACGUUUGCUGUCUGGAUCAAAUUAAAUUCAAUACAUUUCAGAUGUCAAAUGUCA